AUGUGCAAAUUGGGUCACGGCGGCGAUUACGCGGUCUGCGCUCAGCAACUGGGACAAACAGCACAACAGCAGCAACAGCAGGAGCAGGAGCAGAAGCAGAAGCUGGGUGCCCAAGCCCAAAAGGAAGACGACUCGAGGUGGCUGGCUGGCGAAUUUAAGACGGCGGCCGCUGCUGUGACUGCCGAGAUGCAAGCAAUGCCGCGGGAGAAGAGCCCUGGGUCUGGUAUGUGA
Molecule: messenger RNA, 231 nt
Organism: Trichoderma gamsii
Lineage: Eukaryota; Fungi; Ascomycota; Sordariomycetes; Hypocreales; Hypocreaceae
Exons: 2
Coding region: 1-231 (76 amino acids)
Source: RefSeq, a predicted model, not a curated record